This is a messenger RNA of Rhodotorula toruloides NP11, 1707 nucleotides long. Its product is annotated as MFS transporter, sugar transporter. The transcript is spliced from 15 exons. The record is from RefSeq and is a predicted model, not a curated record. The coding region runs from base 1 to 1707 and encodes 568 amino acids. Gene Ontology annotation, biological process: transmembrane transport. NCBI's taxonomy places the organism in Eukaryota, Fungi, Basidiomycota, Microbotryomycetes, Sporidiobolales, Sporidiobolaceae. Gene Ontology annotation, molecular function: transmembrane transporter activity.
AUGCCUGUCGAACCCACCCUCACUCCGCUCCAGAAGGACACGGCUUUGCACGACAGUCCCAUCGCGCCUUCCUUCGAUGCGGACCUCAAGCUUUCACGUUCCGAGGCGGAACAGCUCGACAACCUCAAGGUCAGCGACGAGGAGCUCGUCGGCAGCUUGACCUACCAGCAGCUCACGCUGUACGAGAAGAAGUCGGUUCUCAUCAACCGCGAGAUGGAUAUCAUGAACCGCGCCUCUUUCUGGAAGCUCGGACGCUACCAGCUCUGCGGCUUCGGCUACUUCCUCGACCUUUGCUGGGCGCAGGCCUUUGGCCUCGUCUCGGGUGCUCUUCAGCAGGAGCUUGGUGUCCCCAACAACCGGAUUGGUGACCUCUCGACCGCCUUCUCUGCCGGUAUGACCGUUGGUGCUCUUUUCUGGGGUCUCGCCGUCGACAUCAUCGGCCGGCGCUGGGCGUUCAACAUGACGUGCCUCAUCUCGUCGGUCUUCGGUCUUCUCUUCGCCUCGCCUAGCAACUUUGGCGCCCUCUGCUUCUUUGCCUCGAUGAUCGGUCUCGGAGUUGGCGGCAACAUCCCCAUCGACGCGACCAUCACCCUCGAAUUCCUCCCGACCAACCGCCGCUUCCUCCUCUGCGCCCUUUCGACCUUCCAGCCUCUCGGCGUCGUCGUCGCCUCGCUCGUCUCGUGGGGCCUCGUCCCGCGGUACUCGUGCGACACCUCGUACAAGGCGUGCAGCUUCCCCGAGCGCCCUUGCUGCACCAAGUCCUCUAACAUGGGCUGGAGGUACACGAUGAUUGUAUUGGGCUGCAUCACGCUCGGGAUUUUCUUCCUUCGUUUCGUCCUGUUUACGUUCUACGAGUCGCCGAAGUUCCUCCUUGCAAAGGGCAAGGACGAGGAGGCUAUCGACGUCCUCUACAAGAUUGCCGCCUUCAACCGCCAGCCCCAGCCUCAGCUCACGAUUGACGACUUCCGCCUUCUCGACAAGGAGUACUCUGAGCGCGAGUCGAUCACCUCGGACGAGCCGCUCUCGUCGGGUCCGCGCCAGUUUACGACCGGCGAGAUGGCCAAGAUUCGCGUCAAGCAGGCUGUUGGCCAGUUCGCCCACCUCAAGGGCUUCUUCGCCACCAAGCGCAUGAUCUGGGUCUCUGUCACUCUCUGGAUCGCCUACAUGUCGCUCUUCUGGUCCUUCUCGAUCGCCGGCGGUUACCUCCCGCUCAUCCUCCGUCAGAAGGGUAUCGACACCAGUGCCGGCCUCAACGAGACCUACCGCAACUACGUCGUCGUCUACUUGCCGGGUGUUACCGCCACCAUCCUGGGUUCCUUCCUCAUGGAGAUUCCCAAGGUCGGCCGCAAAUGGGCGAUGGCAUUCGCCGCCGCGCUCAUGGGAACCUCCCUCUUCCUCUUCGCCACCAUCUCGUCGUUCGCCGCGUACACCGGCAUGAACCUGCUCGAGUACUGGGCGCAGUCGCUCUACGCCGCCCUCCUCUACGCCUUCACACCCGAGGCAUUCCCUGCGCCUUUCCGCGGCUCCGGUUCGGGAAUCGCCUCGACUUUGGGUCGCCUUUCGUCUACUGUCGCGCCCAUCGCGGCCGGGACAAUUUUCUCACCCAGAAGUCCAUCGGUGCUCUACCUUUCUGGUGGUGCAGCGUUCGUGAGUAUGCUCGCGAUUCUCUGCCUUCCAUACGACACACGAGGCCGCCACACCUUCUAA